Molecule: messenger RNA, 2868 nt
Organism: Populus trichocarpa (black cottonwood)
Lineage: Eukaryota; Viridiplantae; Streptophyta; Magnoliopsida; Malpighiales; Salicaceae
Product: pyrophosphate-energized vacuolar membrane proton pump 1
Exons: 8
Coding region: 386-2680 (764 amino acids)
Biological process (GO): proton transmembrane transport
Cellular component (GO): membrane
Molecular function (GO): inorganic diphosphate phosphatase activity; diphosphate hydrolysis-driven proton transmembrane transporter activity
Source: RefSeq, a predicted model, not a curated record
UUUCUGUGCUUAUCCAAUCCCUUGAUGCGUUGCAGAUAUUUAUCUACGAAGUGACAAGGCUGCAAACAUGAUCCUUGACAGCAGCAGCUAGCACAUAGGAUAAAGAUAGUGACAACUGAAAAGACUUUAUACCUGUUAAUCAAAACAACUGGUUAACAAAAUCCAAGGUUUCGAUGAAUCUCUUUUGACUCACCUGACAAUCAAACCAACCAGUUCUCUUUCUUUUUCAGAUUCCAAGGACCAAUCAAGUAUUCUGACAAUUAAUAUAUUUCUGGAUGAUGUACUUUCUGUGCCUGUAGUUUUAUAGGGCAGUGCUCAAAACUAAGUUCUUGUUCUGUCUGCAUCUGUGCUGGUAUAAUUCUCACUGUUGAAGAGUCGGAAGUGAAUGCUAGUGAGCCAUCUGGAAAUGGGGAUGUUGAGUGAAGGUCUUACGCAGGUUUUGAUACCUGUUGCUGCUUUGAUUGGGAUUAUUUUUGCUUUGCUUCAGUGGUAUUUGGUGUCUAAGGUGAAGGUUUCUGGCGAUUCUAGUAACGGUUUAAGUGAUAAGUUGAUUGAAGAUGAAGAAGAUGGUGUUGAUAAUCGUGAGGCUUCUAUCAAGUGUGCUGAAAUCCAGAAUGCUAUUUCUGUCGGGGCAACGUCAUUCCUGUUUACUCAGUACAAGUACCUCAGUGUCUUCAUGUGUGUUUUUGCUGCCAUUAUUUUCCUCUUCCUUGGUUCAGUUAAGGGAUUCAGCACCAAAAGCGAACCUUGCACAUACAACAAAGGGAGUCUUUGUAAACCAGCUCUUGCCAAUGCUGCCUUUAGCACAGUUGCUUUCUUGCUUGGUGCUCUUACUUCUGUCCUCUCAGGAUUCCUAGGCAUGAAGAUUGCAACCUAUGCCAAUGCCAGGACAACUCUAGAAGCAAGGAAGGGUGUAGGAAAGGCCUUUGUCACAGCUUUUCGUUCGGGGGCGGUGAUGGGUUUCCUUCUUGCUGCGAAUGGUCUUUUGGUGCUCUAUAUCUCCAUCCUCUUAUUCAAACUCUACUAUGGAGAUGACUGGGAAGGACUUUAUGAGUCCAUUACUGGUUAUGGCCUUGGAGGUUCAUCAAUGGCACUGUUUGGAAGAGUUGGAGGAGGAAUAUAUACAAAAGCAGCUGAUGUUGGUGCUGACCUUGUUGGAAAAGUUGAACUAAACAUCCCUGAAGAUGAUCCAAGAAAUCCAGCUGUUAUUGCCGAUAAUGUGGGUGACAAUGUAGGAGACAUUGCAGGGAUGGGGUCUGACCUGUUUGGAUCUUAUGCUGAAUCAUCCUGUGCAGCACUUUUUGUUGCAUCUAUAUCAUCCUUUGGUAUUAACCAUGACCACACAGCCAUGUCUUUUCCACUGAUUAUAAGCUCAGUUGGGAUUGUAGUUUGCCUGAUAACUACACUUUUUGCAACCGAUCUCUUCAAGAUCAAGGAUGUAAGUGAAAUCGAGCCAUCACUGAAGAGGCAACUCGUUGUCUCGACAAUUCUCAUGACUGUUGGGAUUGCCAUGGUCAGCUUCUUUGCUUUGCCAUCAGAAUUCACUAUCUUCAAUUUCGGAACUGAGAAGGUUGUCAAGAACUGGCACCUUUUCUUUUGUGUUGCCAUUGGCUUGUGGGCUGGACUUGUGAUUGGAUAUACAACAGAGUAUUACACUAGCAAUGCUUACAGUCCAGUGCAGGAUGUAGCAGAUUCUUGCAGGACAGGUGCUGCGACGAAUGUCAUUUUUGGGUUGGCUUUGGGCUACAAAUCUGUCAUCAUUCCAAUAUUUUCCAUUGCCAUUGCUAUUUUUGUCAGCUUUAGCCUGGCUGCCAUGUAUGGAAUUGCUGUGGCUGCGUUGGGGAUGCUCAGUACUAUUGCUACCGGUCUUGCUAUCGAUGCUUAUGGGCCCAUAAGUGAUAAUGCUGGUGGCAUUGCAGAAAUGGCUGGUAUGAGUCAUAAGAUACGUGAAAGAACAGAUGCUCUAGAUGCUGCUGGCAACACCACUGCUGCAAUUGGCAAGGGUUUUGCCAUUGGAUCAGCUGCUCUCGUUUCCCUUGCUUUGUUUGGUGCCUUUGUCAGCAGGGCUGGGAUCAAUACUGUCGAUGUCUUGACCCCUAAGGUCUUCAUUGGGCUGAUUGUUGGGGCAAUGCUCCCAUACUGGUUCUCCGCCAUGACAAUGAAGAGUGUAGGAAGUGCAGCACUCAAAAUGGUCGAAGAGGUUCGUCGACAAUUCAAAACUAUUCCAGGACUUAUGGAAGGUAGAGCCAAACCAGACUACGCAAACUGUGUCAAAAUUUCAACUGAUGCCUCCCUCAGGGAGAUGAUCCCACCUGGUGCCUUAGUCAUGCUUACACCACUUAUCACCGGAACCUUAUUCGGAGUCGAAACUCUUGCUGGUGUUCUUGCUGGUUCACUUGUUUCUGGUGUUCAGGUUGCCAUUUCAGCUUCGAAUACUGGAGGGGCAUGGGAUAAUGCCAAGAAAUACAUAGAGGCUGGUGUAUCAGAGCAUGCGAAAUCGUUAGGUCCAAAGGGUUCAGAUGCACACAAAGCUGCUGUCAUUGGUGACACAAUUGGAGAUCCCCUCAAGGACACUUCAGGUCCAUCACUUAACAUCCUGAUAAAGCUUAUGGCAGUUGAGUCACUGGUGUUUGCUCCAUUCUUCGCGGCUCAUGGAGGUUUGCUGUUCAAAUAUCUCUAAAAUGAGUUCUCAUUGUAAUGGUUUCCGAAAUGUGAAGGAGUCGGAAACAGACAUGUUGAGUUUUUUCUUAACUAUGAUCAAGCAAGUUUCUUGUGAACAUUAACUUCUUGCUUUAUGUUGGUGAUCCUUGCUAAGCUACUCCAUAAAUAUAGUGUUUUCGCCCUCUGAAAAGUGUGGCUGUUAGUUAA